Molecule: messenger RNA, 1399 nt
Organism: Centropristis striata (black sea bass)
Lineage: Eukaryota; Metazoa; Chordata; Actinopteri; Perciformes; Serranidae
Product: crystallin J1B-like
Exons: 10
Source: RefSeq, a predicted model, not a curated record
UUAAAUCUGAAGACGAGGCUCUAAGAUGGCCUUGACUGUGGCAGACAGAGCCGUUGGGGCCAUUAUUGGGGCAGCAGUGGCAGAUGCAGCAGCCCAGCCCAUGCACUGGAUUUACAAUCCAGACAGGCUGAAGGAAGUUCUCUCUGAUCUGGAGCCUUGUCCCGAGUUCCGCCCUCAGUCAGCCAAUCCUUUCUACCGCAGGACGACUGGCGAGCAGAGCUGCUACGGGGACCAGGCCUACGUCCUGCUGGAGUCCCUGAGCCAGUGUGGAGAUGUGAAUGUUGAAGACUUGACCCAGCGCAUCUACAAGUUCUUCGGCCCAGGAACAGUGUACGACCUGCCGCUCAAUGAUCCUUACAGGAAGAAGGGAGGUCCCAAAGCCAUCCUCCCCAUAGAUGGCCCAUGGAGAAACGGGAGCCUAAAAGCUUUCUUCAGAAAUGUGGAUGCUGGCAAAGAAGAAACUGGCUGUGACAAGGACUGUCAGAUGGAUGGCGUCACCAAGCUGGCUCCGCUGGUCGCCAUGUACGCUGGCCGACCCGAGAUGCUGGAGAAAGUGGAGGAAGCCAUGCGGGUGACCCAGAACAAUGACAUGUGUGUGGCUGUGACACUGGCUGCAGCAAGGUUUUUGGAGCAUUUCAUUGUGAACGGUCCUGAUCCCAAUGCUCUGGAUGCAGUUCUGGCUCAGUUGAAUGACCCAAAGAGACAGAACCCUCAGGAUCUGGACCGGGCUGUCAUUGCUCAUAUCCACCAGGUGAAGGACAAUCUGGGCAAGACGUCCCAACAGCUCGUACCUGCUGUGUUCACAAACACCUGAGCUCUGCCUGGUGCGUUCCAGGGAGCGCUUCAUGGCGUCCUGAGGCUGAAACAGCUGGAUGAAGCCGUCAGAGACACCAUGCGCUGCGGGGGAUGCACCGCCAGCCGGUCCUCCUUCAUUGGAGCCUGUUUUGGGGCCCAGACCGGUGUCCAGGGAAUCCCAGAGUCCUGGAGGAAGAGGACGCUCAGAUACCCUCUGCUGCUGGAGCUAGCCCAAAAAGUGGUCCAGAGAAUCAAACAAUAGAAGUUUAACUUUGAUUUUUACCCCAAAUACAUAAUACAAACAUACAAAAUCAUCAUAUAUGAAGUAUUUAUGAAGUGUGAUUAUAAAAGCUAUUUCAGAAAAGUUGCAGAUGUACUUUGACACGACAAUCCAUGACAGUUUUAUUCUAAAGUCUUGUACUGAAUGAACCUUGAAGCCAUUUGCUCUGUCAAAGCCGCAUCAUGUAAGCAAGUGAAAGUCUGUGCAGGGUAUUUAUGUUUCGUAGAACAGCUGUUCUCAACCUUGGGGUCGGGACCCCAAUUGGGGUCGCGAGAUGAUUUUUGGGGGUCGCCAAAUCAUUUAGGAAGUCAGCUCUGUCUCCAC